GUGAGUGUGAGAAGGUGAAGCAGAAGGUAAACAUGGCUCGCUGUUUCCUCUGCAGAUCUGUCGGAGUGUUUCAGCUCCUCAGGACUCAAACCCCGCUCUCAGGAACCCGGUUUUACUCUCACACAGAACCGGAACCGCUGACGUUAAGACAGCAAAACAACGGAAUCAGGAGAAUAAUAUUGAACAACCCCAAGAAAAGGAAUGCUCUGUCUCUGUCCAUGCUGGAGUCCCUCAGAGAAAACCUCCUCACUGACGUCGACAGCGAUGACCUCAGAGUGGUCAUCAUAUCAGCCAGAGGGCCAGUGUUUUCCUCCGGACACGACCUGAAGGAGCUGACGUCGGCUCAGGGACGAGAGUAUCACACCAGAGUGUUUCACAUCUGUUCAGAGGUAAUGACUCUGAUUCAGGACAUCCCUGUUCCGGUCAUCGCCAUGGUGAACGGUGUUGCCACGGCGGCCGGUUGUCAGUUGGUCGCCAGCUGUGAUGUUGCCGUGGCGACGGAGCAGUCCACUUUCGCCACCCCGGGGGUGAACGUCGGUUUGUUCUGCUCCACGCCGGCCGUCGCCAUCGGAAGAGCCGUGCCCAGGAAGGUUGCUAUGGAGAUGCUGUUAACAGGAAGUCCCCUCUCGGCCCAUAAUGCAUUGCUGCACGGUCUCAUCAGUAAGGUGGUGCCGGAGGAUCGUCUGGAGGAGGAAACGUUAUUGAUCGCUCAGAGAAUCUGUCAGGCGAGUCGCCCGGUCGUCGCCCUCGGGAAGGCCACGUUCCAGAGACAAAUGUCUCAGGGUCGAGACGCCGCGUACGCCACCGCCUCCAGAGUGAUGGUGGACAACCUGGCGCUGAGAGACGGACAGGAGGGGAUCCGAGCGUUCAUCGAGAAACGAAAACCAGUGUGGAGCAAUAAAGCAGAGAAAGCCCACGACUGAUGGACUCGUUGACUCUAAUAGAGGAGAUGUUACCAGUCUCAAGAGAAUGGGAGGGAUAUCCUACUUUUAAAAUGUAGAUGUGUAAUUGGACGAUUGAAGUGUGAAUUGUUGACUCGAUGAACCGUCGUGUGCCUUCGAAGCUGCAGUGUGGAGAUGAGAAGGAAAUGAAUCUCUGAGACAAAAUGGACUAAGAAUGCUGCUCUCUGUAUUUGUAUAAUUGUAAAUACAAUAAAUAAGAUUACAAAUUCAAA
Molecule: messenger RNA, 1174 nt
Organism: Trematomus bernacchii (emerald rockcod)
Lineage: Eukaryota; Metazoa; Chordata; Actinopteri; Perciformes; Nototheniidae
Gene: echdc3
Product: enoyl CoA hydratase domain containing 3
Exons: 6
Coding region: 33-923 (296 amino acids)
Cellular component (GO): mitochondrion
Molecular function (GO): hydro-lyase activity
Source: RefSeq, a predicted model, not a curated record